ACCUAUUGUUCUACAUAUUUCAUGACAAAGUUUCCUUUGCCUGUCUCAAUGUUAAGUCUAUGGAAAAAAUAUCUGGUGUCAAAUUUCCUGAAAAGCUGGAGCAAGUUUAUGUAUUUCAACUAUUAGAAUUUUAAUUGUUAAUUUAAUAAAAUGCAGAACCCCAAUGAAGAUACAGAAUGGAACGAUACCCUUCGAAAGAUGGGUAUUAUACCGCAGAAAGAAGCGGAGUUUUCGGAGGCCGAUAUUGUGAACAUGAUAGAGGACACAAUACAGCAAAAGGAAGCUGAAAAACAAAAACAAUUAUCUGAGUUAGACCUUGAUGGAUUGGACGAACUUGAAGAUUCAGAAGAUGAGGCUGUUAUAGAAGAGUACCGCAGGAAACGAUUAGCAGAAAUUAAGAAGCUGUCUGAGAAGCCUAGAUUCGGAGAAGUGCGAGAAGUCUCUGGUCAAGAUUAUGUGCAGGAGGUUAACAAGGCUGGUCAAGACAUUUGGGUGGUCAUUCAUUUGUACAAACAGGGAAUACAACAAUGUGCACUAAUAAAUCAACAUCUACGAGAAUUAGCAGUCAAGUUUCCCUACACAAAAUUCUUGAAAGCCAUUGCUCAGACUUGCAUCCCAAACUUCCCAGAGAGGAAUCUGCCUAGUUUAUUUGUUUACUUUGAGGGCGAAAUGAAGCAGCAGUUUGUGGGGUCCCACGAACUAAGGGGCACCAGUUUGACUUGUGAUGAACUCGAAUACAUACUCGGUAAGGUUGGAGCUGUCGAAACGAGCAUAACAGAAGAUCCCCGACCAAAGAUCAAAGACAAGUUGUUUACUGACCUUGGAAGUAAUGACUGGUGAUUUUAGAAUAUUAAUUUAUGUUAAAGUUAAUUUAUAUUUUAUGUUACAUCUAACAGUAUGUUUUUUUUUUAAACUGUAUUCUGUCGCUUUACUUAUCAAAAGCUUCUUAUGUGAACUGUAUUAAAUUAAUAUAUUAAGGUUUGUGCUAAAUGAGCAUCAUUAUCAAGUGAACUUGUGUUGUUAUAUAGGACCCCGUUGUAAAAAAAAAUCUAUAGUAAUGGCGUAUAUACAGAGACCGGUUAACCCAUGUCUGAUGGCAGUCUUUUUGUGGUAAUUGAUUCAAAUAAAAAUUAAAACUUCUUUAGUCGCAAACAAUUGAUAUAACUAGAUUUAAUUGUUACAACAAAACUUGCGAAAGUAUGUGACUGUAUGAAAUUCAAGUCAUAUAUUUUGAUUUAAACGGUCAGGUCAAAGGGCAUUUGUUUAUUUAAUCCUUUGAAAAAAAAAAAUUUGCUCACUGACCUCUUAUAAAUGAGGACAAAUAAGCCUCGCGUCGCAGCGCAGUUGGUCACUCACACAGGGCUACAGGUUUUAGUUCAAUAAUAUAGUAACAAAUAUAUUUUUAUACAAAUGUAUUGUAGAUGAGACUAAAAGAAAUGAAUUUGUAAUUUUUUUCGUUCAAACAUACACUAGGGCCUAUCCAAAACUUUAUAACGAAGGCGGGAAUCAUGUCUGUCUUAAUAGAAUGAAAUUAUUUAUGAAAAUAUGAAUAUAUUUUUGCCUUAUUGUAUUUAUAAAAGUUAUAUUGAAAAUUUUUGCCUUCUGGGAUGUAGUAUUACUAAUUUCUUGUUUUUAAUGCACAAUGUUAAUUUAUUUGUUUAUUUACUCAUUGUCCAUAAAUACAAUUCGUAACCGGAUGCUAAUAACAAAAUAGUCUGAUUAGUACUUCAUCAAGCGCAUACAGUUUGUAUACCCAGUUAUGGGACUUUUUUGGGGUUUUAAUGCUUCAUUGUAUUUCUAGCUUUCGUGGAGUAAAUGCUAUUCUAUAUGUUUAAGUACUCUUCCCUGAUAACUAAGACUUUGAUCCAAUUUGUGCACAUCAAUUCAUAGUAUGAGUAUUCUACCAGCGCCUCAUGCUUUACGUUGACAAUUACCCUAUACGACAUUAUAAUAUGUGGUUAAUCAUUGUGUAUUUAUGUACAAUCAAUGUCAGAUCGUAGUAUGUAUAGAUCUAAACUGAUAAGUGUAACGAGGAAUAGCACUAACACAAGAGCGGCUCGGUUACCUGUUGUAGCAUAAUUGAUUAAAACCUUUGUUUUAAGAAAUUAUGAAGAAAUGAAAAAAAAUGUUAAAAUUUUUUUUGUUCCAUGCAACACUUUAAUGUCAAUUACAUGUCAUUUAAUUUAAAUACACAUAUACCAAUAUAUAAUUACUAAAAUAAAACGAAGACUUAGUGUAAAUAUGAUAAGAAUCUACAUCUGUAUUUGAUUAUUUACAAUUAAAUAUGUUUGCUGUUCA
This is a messenger RNA of Bombyx mori (domestic silkworm), 2298 nucleotides long. RefSeq names its product viral IAP-associated factor homolog (gene viaf). NCBI's taxonomy places the organism in Eukaryota, Metazoa, Arthropoda, Insecta, Lepidoptera, Bombycidae. Gene Ontology annotation, biological process: protein folding. The transcript has 5 exons. Gene Ontology annotation, cellular component: cytoplasm. The record is from RefSeq and is a predicted model, not a curated record. Bases 151 to 840 code for a protein of 229 amino acids.